Messenger RNA from Scatophagus argus, 3480 nucleotides. It is a transcript of the gene wdr75, whose product is annotated as WD repeat domain 75. The record is from RefSeq and is a predicted model, not a curated record. Lineage: Eukaryota; Metazoa; Chordata; Actinopteri; Scatophagidae. Gene Ontology annotation, cellular component: nucleolus. The transcript is spliced from 21 exons. Gene Ontology annotation, biological process: positive regulation of transcription by RNA polymerase I; positive regulation of rRNA processing. The coding region runs from base 76 to 2604 and encodes 842 amino acids. Gene Ontology annotation, molecular function: protein binding; RNA binding.
AAGCACGCGACCAGCGUCAGAUAAACACAACGUAGAAGCAGCGGUCAGAGGUGAAAGGUGAAUUUUAGUGAAAACAUGGUGGAACACGGGGAUAUCCGCGUGGUUCACAGAGGUGGCAGUAAAAUAAACUUCAGGCAGCCUGUCAUCACUAAUGACUCCAGGUUCCUGCUGUGCGUCUCAGGCGAGUGUGUGAAGGUGUUCAGCACCUCCACGGAGGAGUGUAUCCACGACCUGCGAGGACACACCGAUCUGGUGACAGGUGUGCUGCUCAAACCCUCCAACCACCUGCAGGCAUACUCUUGCUCAACAGAUGGCACUGUCAGACUUUGGGACUUCACAGAUGGCAUCCUUAUUAAGACUUACGUCAUCGGAUACCCGAUUUACUCCAUGCAUACAUCUGCAGACCAUGAAGGAGUCGUGUUUAUCGUCACUCCCAUGCUUAGUGACAAAAGAUCUGAGUUGUUCCAGCUGGUUGCAGUACAUUUGCCACAGAGCGGAGAUCAGCUGGUGGAGGUCCGAGAGCUUUCCGCUGUGCUCAGCGACGUCAGCUCCAACCCAGCGGCCAUCUUCUUUGGCAGAGGGGGCGAAUAUAUUGCUUCAGUUAAAGGUCUGCAGCUGGAAGUGUUUUUCUUCAAGAAGCAGAAGGCCUACAGGUUUUUCCUGAAAGAAGACAACAAGAAGGGAGGCAAAAACACCUUCACGUGUGUCGCCUGUCACCCAAACGACGACUGCAUUGCCACUGGACACGAAGAUGGCAAGAUUCGCUUGUGGAGAAACUUCAACCACAAGAGGGAAUACACAUACUCCACCCUGCACUGGCACCACAGUGCUGUCAGCUCACUGUGCUUCACCCCAGAAGGCACCAACCUGCUGAGCGGAGGCAUAGAGUCGGUGCUCGUCCAGUGGCGCUACAAGCAAGAGAGCCAGCGGGACUUCCUGCCUCGCCUGGGAGCUGCCAUCACACACAUUGCCGUCUCGCCCGAUGGAGCGCUGUUCUGCACCUCGCACGGCGACAACAAGAUCACAAUCAUCCAGAGCUGCGUGAAAGUGUCGGCUGUCAUUCAAGGCCUGGUCAAAGGAGAAAGCGUCCGGACGGACUUGUUGGUGGACCCACGCAGUAAAUCUCUGGUGCUGAAUGGGAAACCGGGCCACUUGCAGUUUUACUCCCUCCAAAGAGACAAACUGCUGUACAACCUGGACAUCGUGCAGCAGGAGUACAUUCACGAGUCGGGCCUGCAGCAGUUUGAGGUGGUCAAAGCGGCCUUUGACGCCUCUGGCAACUGGCUGGCAACAGUGGAAGAAAGAAAGCAGAAAGCCGCUGAGCUGGAGCUCAACUUGAAACUAUGGGCAUUUGAUGAACAAACGCAGAGUUUUGUGCUGAACACGACCAUCUCGGCCCCCCACGAAGCCCAGAUUACAGCCAUGUGCUUCUGCCAGGCCACUGACAGCCAGACCACCGUGCUGGUCUCCACCAGCAAGGACGGGCACUUCAAAGCCUGGCAGCUGGUCUCACAGGCCCACACAGGGGAAGACGAAGGUCCUUCCUGGUCGUGUGAUUUCGUCGGAGCCUAUCACGGCCUGGUGCCCGAGUGCUGCUGUUUCUCAGCCGACGGCUCUCUGCUGGCCGUCGGCUUCCAGGAGGUGGUGACCGUGUGGAGUCCGGCCUCCUGGGAGCUCCUGACUACUCUGUCCCAGCCGCCGAAAGCCAUCAGGGAUCUUUGUUUUGGCCGACUUAGCUGUUCCAAGUAUCUGCUGGGAACCACGGCCAAUAACCUGCUCUGCUGCUGGAACCUGCUCACCUGCUCAUUGGAGUGGAGCACCUCGAUGGACGUCAGCCUGCUGCUCGCUGACCCCCUCUCUGAGAACAUGGCCGCCUUCUGCUGUCAGGCCGGAAGCACCAACCUGUUUGUGUUUAAGCCCAGCGAACCUCGGCCGCUGUUUUCCCAUAAGGCCGUGUGCUCGGGGAAGGUGACUCGUGCCGUCUUUGCCCCGAGGGAGGAUAUGCUGGAGAGCUGCGAGGAGAGCAGCCAGUGGCUCAACCGCUGCCAGCUCUACUUCCUGUCUCAGUACAUGGACCUCAUGACAUUCACCACCAAGGCGGAGGAGGACAGACUGAUGGCGUCCAGCAAACAGCUUGUGAUCGAUGACAGCGUCGCCGUGACGCCGUUCUACCUGUUGCUUGGGAAACACCGUCGACAGCAACAGGACAGCGAGGACGAACGGAAGAGCGUGUCUGCUGAGAGGACGCCGCUGCCACAGGGCUCUGCUGCCGUCAGAGAGCUUCUGCAGACGCCGGCCCACGUCCUGCCCUCCACGUCUUUCCUCUGCUCCAUGUUUGUGCAGUCUUUGCUCAUCUCCGUUACAGACAGCAGCCCCGAGGAGGAAAUCAGACACGCAGAUGAGGAAAUGGAGAGCGAGAAAGGGGAAGAGGAUUCAGAGGAGGAAACUGAAUCCAGUACCACAAGACCGGAGCAGGCGUCCAUGGGAAGUCAGGCACCAGAGUGUCCAGCGCCGACUCUCACAAAGGCUGAGCUUAGAGAACUGAGGAGGGUGAAGAAACUUGACCACAGCUGGCUCGCAGGCCUCCUGGACUCUUCCACAUGACCUUGAACAAAGACACUCACUCACUCACUCAGAAACAGUGCCCACAGAGGGUUUUCAUCAGUGGAUUUUUAAAAAAAGAAUUACUUUACGCCAUGUGGCUUUCUUCUAGAAGAAAGAAAAACAGUGUCAAAGUGAAAACAAAGCUCUAUGCAAAUACAAAACAGAAAAUACUUGAUUGCAAGUAUCCGCCCAGCAACCGCAGCCUUGAGUCAGUGUUGACAAGUUUCCAUCAGUUUGGAGUCUGACUUGGUUUCAGGUCUGGAGUCUGACGUGGCCACUCCUGAAUAUUAACGUGUUUCUAAGCCGUUCCUGCGUCACUUUGGCUGUGUGUUUAUGGUUGUAAAAUCAAUAAAUAAAUGUUUUCCCAGUCACACUUCUCCUGCAAACUGCAGCAGGCUUUUCUUCAGGGUUUCUCCGUGUUUGGCUGCAGUUCUGGGAGUCUGUAUUACCAAAUUUACAGCAUGCGAGCUGUGAUUUUCAUUAGGAGAUAGUUUUCUCUUUCUCUGCUGGCGACACCAGUCCAGCUCUGGUGUUCAUUCUGAAGAAAACAGAUGAGGCAACAUUUGAAUUAAACGCUUGAAAAAUGCUUCAGCAGUUUUUAAGCCACAAUCCUGAGCAAAAUUUUUACUCGUGACCUUCACAAGAUUUUCUCCCAUCCGACCCCACAGUGCUCGUCAGGACGAUGCCACCGUGUUUUACACCAAACAUUAUAAUUUAGAUUGACUGUGAACAAGCUCAACUUUGGAUUCAGAGUUACAACAUGAAAAGGUGUGAGGUGAAAACCUUCUACAGGAACUGUAUUUAUGCACAUGUGUGCAAUUUGACAUUUUUAUACACUCUGAAAUGUAAUAAUAAAGAUAGAAGUCUUUCUUUGAA